Maylandia zebra (zebra mbuna) is the source of this 1999-nucleotide messenger RNA. RefSeq lists its product as uncharacterized. Gene Ontology annotation, biological process: negative regulation of microtubule depolymerization. The record is from RefSeq and is a predicted model, not a curated record. Lineage: Eukaryota; Metazoa; Chordata; Actinopteri; Cichliformes; Cichlidae. Gene Ontology annotation, cellular component: microtubule cytoskeleton.
GCAGCGCCAAGUCAAAUCCUGAAGAAGCAAAACGAGACGUGUUUUUCCCUCAGAUUGAGCUGUGGGGCUGAGGUGGAGGGGUUUCUUGGAAGAUUAUAACGAAGGGCAUUCCUGACUAAUUUAAGCAGUUUUGAGGGGCUACACAAUGGAAGUUGCAGUUUCAAGACGGAACCACAUCAGUAAGAAAGAAAACAAGGAAAAUGCCCAGCCUGCACAUGAAAGAAAGUUAAUUAUAAAAGGAGAGAAAACAUCUGUUGUGCCAUUCCAACUGAAAAAUGGCCCAAAACAGCAGACCCUACCAAAGAGUCAGCCCCUUAGAGCUAAGGCUAAACAAACUGACACUAGGUCAGUGCCUGAGGCCCAGAAACUGGCACCAGCUGCUGUGUCGUUAUCAAGGAAUGCUCUAGGAAUGUAUAAAGGAAAGAUUGUCCAGUCAAAAAUUGGGUCUAUUUGGAAGGCAAGUGCAGGUAUGAUGGAUCCUAACCCAUCAGCACUGAAAAUGGAGAACCAAAGGCCUGGAAAAAUGGCAAGAAGAAGGUCCAAAUCUGCUGCUGAGAUGCAGAGACAUGGUACUCAAAAACCUGCACCAGUGAGGUCCAAGUCUGUGUCUGAUGGACCUGCUCAGGUUUCCAAGCCUGCUGCCAGCAGUCGUCGUCCUGCUGGAUUCUCCUCUGCUCGCCCGCCUGCAAGAAUCGUCCCAGCAACACUAACCACUGCUGGCUCUAGAAACACUACUGUGGCUCCCACCAAGGCAGGUGGGACUCACAACCCAAAGACACAGAUUUCAGAACCUGACAAGAAGGUCAGCAAGCCUCUUGCCUCAAACACUAUCAGUCAAUACAGAUUUACUAUGGAGACUGCAGAAGAGAGAAAAGCAAAACUGGCUGAGUGGCUGGCUUCAAAGGGUAAGGCUCUCAAGAGACCAGCCAUGUCGACAGCAAAGCCCUCCAAAACCAACGUUUCUACAAAACCUGUCGUCAAACUUCAAUCUCAGCCUGCUGCACGCCACAUGCCUGAGCCAAGACUGGAAAUGUACAACGCUGACACUGCUGUAGGCACUGUUUCCUGUGGAGAUACUCAGAGGGCAGGACCAACAGCAUCCAGCCAAACUCCAGUGAUCAUGAACACUACACUAGACCUAGAAACUUCUGAUGGGGAUCUGUCUGCUGAGUCACAAGACAGAGUGGAUGAUAUUGUUGUGAAUCUCUGUGAUGCCUUGGAGGCCAUGGAAACACCAUCGAGAUGUAGCAAUGAACUCACAGGUUCGACAGAUAAAUGCAACAGUGAAAUGGAGGACAGCAUAAAUGAAUGUAAAGCGGAGGAACUGAAGAUUGACAUGCCUGAGGAUGCUGGUAAGCAGGUGAAGGAUGAAGCAGAAGAAAGCAAUGAUCAGAAAGUGGAGAUGGAUUAUGUAGAAAGUGAUGAUGACGACGUGAUAGAGACGACUCCAGAGAUGGAGGAUGCAUCAGUGAUCAAAUACAGCGUGAAAACAACGCCAUACUUGCAAAGUGUCAGAAAAACAAUUGAAGGCGAGGUCGGCACGAGUGCAUCCAGGAGAAAGAGCAACAUUAAUGAUCUCAAGUUUCUGACACCUGUGCGCCGCUCCUCCCGCAUCCACAACAAAUCCAGCCAGCUGCCCAAGAUGCUCGUCGAUCACGAUCCCUGCGUGUCAUCGCUGGCUGAGCUGGUGAAGCUGGAUGAUAAUCCUAACGCCUACAUCUACAGAAAGAACACUGCACUCGUCGCGGAUCUCCCGGACAAGUCCAGCCUCUAAAGAAACCUAUAUUUGUACUAUUUCUAAGGGGGGUGUAUUCAGCAAUGCUUGGUACUCAACCUAAUUGACACUUUAAAGAUUUUAAUAUUGAAUUGUCCUAAUAUGAAAUAUUUUACUGUAUUUAUGUUCAUGCUGUCCUGCUUUGUUUCCUUGAAUACUAACUUUUCUAAAGUUAACACUUUACGACAAUUAAACACUUUUCUCAAGUUGUCUUUAAAAAAUGAA